Molecule: messenger RNA, 3827 nt
Organism: Rhineura floridana
Lineage: Eukaryota; Metazoa; Chordata; Lepidosauria; Squamata; Rhineuridae
Gene: PGF
Product: placental growth factor
Exons: 7
Coding region: 368-877 (169 amino acids)
Biological process (GO): positive regulation of endothelial cell proliferation; response to hypoxia; vascular endothelial growth factor signaling pathway
Cellular component (GO): membrane
Molecular function (GO): chemoattractant activity; growth factor activity; vascular endothelial growth factor receptor binding
Source: RefSeq, a predicted model, not a curated record
AGCUGGAAGGCUGGCAGCCUGCUUCACGUGGCCGUGGGGCAGCAGGAGGUGCUGCCGACAGCUUCGCUCAGCAGAUCUGCCUGGGGUAGAGCGGAGUCGCCGGGAGCCGAGCCCUUUCUCCAGCUCAUUUGCCCCGCCGGCCCGUGGCAGUGCCGCCUGGUUCUACACACAAGAGUUUUCUCCUCCUGGCGCCUCUCGGAAAGAACCACAUGCGCCCAGCCAAGGAUCCAGGGGGCGCGACGUCGCGGCUUUCACCCAGGUUACUCUGAGAAGCGUGCCGUUUGUUCAUCUAUUGGUUUCCGCGCCGAAGCGGGACUUGCUCUAGUCUAGGCGCUCAAGUCAAGAGUGGAGAUAGCUGGCGCCCGCGAUGCAACUUCUCAGCGGCUUCCUUAUGGCUCUUGCCUUGCAGAUGGUGGGCACGCAGGUGAGAUUCGCGGUCCCUCGUCCCUGGCAGAGGCAGGACGUGCUUCUUCGGAACAGCACCACUGAAGCAGCAGUGGUAUCCUUUCAUGACGUUUGGAAUCGUAGCUCCUGCCAGCCCUUGGAAAAACUUGUCAAUGUUGUAUCUGAGUACCCCAGUGAAGUAGAGCAUGUUUUCAGCCCUUCCUGUGUCUUCUUGCACCGCUGCAGUGGGUGCUGCGGAGAUGAGACACUUCAGUGUGUCCCAACGGAGGCAGCCAAUAUCACAAUGCAGAUUUCACCCUUACAGCUCCUGAAGACGAACUCAGGGGACCAAGCACCCUAUGUGGAGCUAUCCUUCGUGGAACAUAUGAAGUGUGCAUGCAGGCCUCGGCGAGGUGUUUUGAAGUCAGGGAGGAGGAGGAGACCCAAGGGACGCAGCAAGAGGAAACGGGCAAAGCAGAGACCCAAAGAUUGAUUUCUAUGGAAAGGGAAGAUCUGGAAAGGAUUUGAGGAGAUAAAUGUAGCAAGUUUUCCAUUGUGCCUUGUUGAUGAGAGUACGGGCAGUGUUUCUGUGAUUUGUACUUGACAGUGCAACUUUGUCUCUCCAGUUUAGAGACUCCUUAAAAUUUGUAUCUUUGUCAUAUCUAUCAGUCUUUUUUGCCUAAAAGAAAAAUAACAUGCUUUACAGAAAAGCAAUACCUAGUAAAAGCCGUACUUAACAGUAAAGUGUCUUCAGGAUGCAUUGAACCAAGUCAAACUUAGAGUAGACAUAUUGAAAUCAAUGGGCUUCAGUUAGUCACAUCAAUUUAUUUCAAUGGGUUCACAUACAACUCUUAGUCUGGAUGAAGAGACUAAUGCAAAUUUGGUGGUAAUUUUUUGUGUGCUUGCGUGCAGAGCUCUGGCGUAAGGGCCAGGAUCUGAACAGCAGCUUUAGAUGCACUCAAGGGCUUCAGCUCAAAGUAACAGACUCCUAUGUCUUAUCUCACAUCUCACUCUCUCUGACACACAUGCACACACAGAUUUUCCAAAAAUCUCCAUUUCAAAAGAGGAUUGCUGUGUGGCAUUUGGAACUGCUGCUGCUCAAGAAACAAAAGCUGAAAGCCCUUAAAAGCCAAGGCCAGGACAACUAAAACACAGUUGGUGUUCUCUUUGUGGCUUCUAAUCAGAUUUUUAAAAGUGUCCUUAGGAGACUUGAUUAAUCGUACAUAGUGAGGUGCCUCAAUUGGGAACUUGGAAACUGGCUUCUAGUGAGAAAUUCUGCUGGUCAACGACCGAAAUAAAUAAAUAAUAAUUAUUAUUAUUCUAGUGAGAAAUGAGGUGAUUAGAGGUCAACAAACUUAUUGAUAGAGGUGAUCCAGUGGAAAUAGUAUACUUGGACUUUCAAAAACCUUGCAACAGCAUACAUCACCGAAGAGUCUUGAGUAAGCUUAGCAGUCAUGGAAUAAGAGGAGAGAUCAUUUUGUGGAUCAGAAACUGGCUAGGAAACAGGAAGCAGAGAGUAAGAAUAAAUUGACAGUUCUCCCAAUGGAAGGAUAUAGAAAAUGGAGUCCCCCCAAGGAUUGAUAUUGGGACCUGUGCUUUUUAACUUGUUCAUAAACAAACUAGAGUUAGGGGUGAGCAGUGAGGUGGCCAAGUUUGCUAAUGAUACGAAAUUGUUCAGGGUUAUUAAAACAAAAAGGGAUUGCAAGGAGCUUCAAAACAAUGUCUCUAAACUGAGUGAGUGAGCAGUAAAAUGGCAAAUGCAAUUCAAUGUAAACACAUGUAAAGUUAUGCAUAUUGGAGCAAAAAGAUCUUAAUUUCAGAUAUAUGCUUGUGGGGUCUCACUAGUGGUGAUUGACCAGGAGCAAGACCUUGUGGUCAUAGUGGAUAAAUUGAUGAAUAUGUCGACCCAGUGUGCGGCAGCUGUGAAAAAGGCAGGAAUUCCAUGCUAGGGAUCAGUAGAAAAGGUAUUGAAAAUAAAACUGGCGAUAUCAUAAUGCCAUUAUACAAAUCCAUGGUGCGGCUGCGUUUGGAAUACUGUGUAUAGCUCCGGCUGCUUCCCCUCAAAAAGGACAUUGCUGAGUCGGAAAAGGUUCAGAAAAGGGCAACCGAAAUGAUCAAGGAGAUGAAGUGGCUCCCGCAUGAGGAAAGGAUGUAGCAUUUGGAGCUUUUUAGUUUAGAGAAAAGGCAAGUAAGAGGUGACAUGAUAGAAGUGUACAAAAUUAUUCAUGGCAUGGAGAAAGUGGAUAGAGAAAAGUGUUUUCCCCUCCCUCAUAACACUAGGCUGUCCAGUGAAGCUGAAUGUUGGAAGAUUCAGGACAGACAAAGGAAAGUAUUCUUCACACAGUGCAUAGUUUGCUCGCACAAGAGGUAGGGAUGGCCACUAACUUGGAUGGCUUUAAAGGAGGAUUAGACAAAUUAAUGGAGGAUAAGGCUAUAAAUGGCUACUAGCCAUGAUGCCUAUGCUGUGCUUCCAUAGUUCAAGGUAGUAUCAUUCCUAAUACCAGUUGCUGGAAACUGCAAGAUGAGGACUCGAUGGGCCACUGGCCUGAUCCAGCAGAGUCUGAUGUUCUUAAGAACUUUGGUGUGGACUUUGCCACCAGAAAGGUGGAUGGCCUUGCCAAGCCCAGUGUGAUGAUCAUCAGCUGCAGUGGGGAUAUUAUAAUGAUCAAAACAGAGAGUAGUUUAAAGAAUGCAGAGUUUUCUUUUGAAGAGUUUGAUGAGACCACAGCAGAUGACAGGAAAGUAGAGUAUUUUGAUACUAGACAGUGGCUCACUUAAUCAGGUGCAGAAAUUGGCUGGAAAAAAGAAACUACAAUAAAAAAUACAAUAACGCGUGGAGAGCUGGUUGUGUAAUGUGUAAUGGCAAUGUUAUCUCCACUUCAUGAGGAAGCAUGAGGACUCCUUUAUAUGCACUUACUGGGACCCUGAGGCAGAGGAUGAAGCUCGGUUCAGUGAUCAGAGCCUCACAAAGAAAUUGCUUUCUUCAAAGAACUGAGUUGGUGUCAGACCAACUCCAAAGCACUCUUGUAUCUAAUCUGAAGUACUGUGGUUAUUCAAUAAAGUGCUCACAUUGAGAGAGCAUCUAUCUAAAAUAAAACAAUUCUCAAAACUGAGCAAUUUCUGUACUUGGUGAAUUGUGGAUAAUCUUACACUUGUUUCCAUCUCUGUAAACUAAGCAGCUAUCUUUGGGAAUUACCAAUGCUUACUGGUGGUGACAGCAUUAGUUAUGCUGAUGACUUGCCAGAAAGACAGCCACUCUAAGAGCACAGUUGGAUGCACACCUACUUGAAUAAUAUGGGAUUUUCUUCUGCAUGAACAUACACAGUAUGGGCAGCAAAGUUUUCAGUAAAAAGCACAUCACAUUCUUAGAAAGAACUGAGUAUCCAAAAGUCAUUUCUCAUGCAAGCAGAAAUGUUCUUUCUAUUGUUUCUUUGGAUUUUAAG